CCCACCAGGCACCAAAACCCCCGUCCCCCGUCCCCCGCCCUCCGCCGCCGUCGUGGCCCCACCCGCCAAACCCUAGCCCCCGUCGCCGGCAGCGGUGGGCAGCGGCGAUGGCCACCGCGCGCGACGUCGAGGAGGUCGUCCAGAAGCUCGCCUCCGACCGCGCCAGGCCCCGCGAUGAAGGGGUGAAGCUGCUGGGGACGUGGCUGCAGGGCGACCGCGCCCCCACCUUCUGCCGCCUCCUCGCCCGCAACACCGCCAGGGCCAAGCCCGGCCACCUCGCCUCCGGGGCCACGUGGCCGUUCCUCAUCACCGCGCUCGCCAAGUGCGUCCUCGCCGACAUCGCCGCCAAGAGGCGCGGAGCCACCAGGAGCGCCGCCGCCGGGAUGCUCCGCGCCGCCGUCCGCUGCGCAGAGGACGCCAGGCUCUCAGGGCACUCCUUACUUCUGAUUUCAGUUGCUAAGCAGCUUUUUAGUCAUAUAUUGGAGGUCAUAAAAGAUGCUCCCAGCUUUCAGCUAGAGUACAGCCCAAUUCUCCGGCAGCUUUUGACUGUGAAGGAGUACCGGUAUCAGAUGAAACCUCGAACAUACAGUAAUCUUGUAGUGCUCUAUAUGAAGAAGGUUGCGACUGGUUUUGAUGCAAACUUCAGCAAUCAAGCCAGCUCAAAGGAGGAAUCCUUCCGCUGUACGUGGACUCUCCAUGUUCUACUUGAAAACCCACCUGGCGAUUAUCCUGACACCAUGAGGGAGGAGGUUCUUAAUGGAUUCUGUGCAAUAUUCUCACAUAUUAGGAGGGAGGAUGGAAAGCUGACUAGCAAGCUCAUGGAAUGCGUUAACACCUUUUUACUCAUGGAUGGACCAAACCUUGGAGACAAAUCUGUGGAGAUCCAUAAAGCAGUUCAAGAUUUUGUAUUGCGUUCGUGGCUGAUGACUCGUGAUCUGCGGCUGAAGAGUUUGUUCAUCACAUAUGCGAAAAUUCAGUUGAAGCUUGCUAGAGCUAUUCCAAAGGUUUUGGAAAGAAAAAACCUUCUUGGUGUCAUCAUGGACGACCUAGAUCAAAAUGUUAACACUGAAGCAGGUUUAUUAUGGUGUGAGGCAUCUCGAGAUGCGAAAGACAUGUCCUUAAGAUGCUCCUUGGAAGAGUUAAUGGAUCUAUCUGCUACUAUUUUUUACCAGGCAUAUAAAUCCCCCACACCAAUGAGAGGAGAUGAUGAGAAAAAAUUGAAGACGGAGGAUGUUAUUAGCCGCAUCACGAAUAGCCUAAAAAAAGGAUCUCUAUGUUGGAUUGGUACCACAUGUCUUCUUAUUCACAAGUAUGGAUAUCGAGUGGACAAAUCUUUGUUGAUCAGUUGGCUCCAAGCAUGUUGUCAAUCUUUGAAAAGUGCUUUGAGCAAGGCAAACGUCAUACGUUCUCAGGAUUCACUGCUUUGGAUUAUCAGGGCACUUAAGGAGUUCUCUGCGAUGUUCAUAGUGAAUACUAGGGAGGAAUCACAUUAUUUAUUAACAAAAGGCGAGAUGUCAACUGUUGAAGGUUAUUGGCAAGAUAUCUGGAAUUCCCUCAUUCAUGCACUUCCUUUGUUUAGCCCCACAGCUCUAGUGGCUGAUUCAGCUCUAAAUCUGUUGGGUGGAAUGAUCAUGCGGGAUCAAGUCCAUACUUCAGUUGUGUCAGAAGAUACAUGGAACCUGCAAACUUUUAAACAAUCGCCAUCACCGUCUGCUCUGUACUUCAUUGCUUGUUACUUCUCAAGGAUAGGGUUGCAGGGCGAUUUAUCCAAUUCUAGCCUUGUUCGAAAGAAUCUGCUAAGAUCAACUUUGGAGUUGAUUCAGUCAGUGUCAAAGGUGGGAUCCUCUCUUUUAAAUGAGCAAAAUGCUGUGAUGAUUCCUGAAGCCAUUUUUUCUAUCUGUGCUGGUUUUUCAUCAUCAGCCAUUAACUCAGCAAAUGCAUCCCAACUGUUUGAUGAAUGCAAGGACUUCUCCAAGUUGUUACUCGAGAGUGAAAAUUGGGUCAUCAAAGAUGAACUAGGUUACUCUGUGGAAGCCUUAUCAGAAAUCAGUACUGAAAGUUCUACCAAGGUUAUAUCUGAUAAAUGCAACCGAGCACACCUCCCUGGGCACAUCCAACAGCAAUUGCUUGAUCAGCUUAUGGAGUUCGAAGGAUUUAUGGCCUCAAAUGAACAGCUUGAGAAAGUGGACUUAUGUACUCUUGUAUACCGUUGUUCCCUCCUCUGCAAUCUAAUUCAUUGCGCGCUAUUGUCAAGGGCAAUAGAAGAAAAUUCUUUAUUUCUUAAAGAAUUAUUUGGUUAUGUUACUGGCAUCAUAAAAUAUAUGAUAUCAAUGGUUAUGAAAAAGCACGAGGAACUAUCUCAUGGUCUUACUAGUGUAGGCUCUGCAUUUGAGGCAGCUGGCUCCAUUUUAUCCUCAUUUCAGACCUUCCUCUCUGCUCCAAUUUUUAGACUGCGGAGUGUUAGUAACAGAGCCAGCUCUGUGCUUAUUAAAGGUGUCACUGUAUUGCUUGAUGAACUAUUGGUGGAAUUCUCUCAGUUGUUUUCUCGUCUUUCUAGCUCUGCGAAUAAUUCUGAUAGUGAGAACACUAGUAAAAUGUUGCGAAUAUCUUCUGUCAACUUGUCAGAAGAUCUAAAUCCUUUUGUUGACCGCAAAAGUGUUGUUGAUAUGGAUUUUGAUAUGACGGACUCUGGUGAGGUUGACUCUAUCACAGCUGGUGUAAGUGGAAGUAUUGGUAUCUCGUCACGCCUUUUGGAGUGGAAGCUUGAACUAGUUGGUGUUAUUUCAACUUUUUUCUCAGUGUCAGCACCCCAUACAUGGGAAAUUUUGUACAACUUAGUGGAGAAAGAGAGUGAUGUCAAGGUCUCCCAUGCCAUCCUGCUUAAUCUUUGUCAAAAUAUCUCCUCUUCAUCUAAAAGUUUAUCUUCUGUGGUCCAUUUGAUAUCCGAUAUGAGGGACAAAUGUGCAAGUUUACUACUUGGUUCUGCUGACUGCUUAACACAUGUACAUGCCUUGUUAAGAACUUUAAUGGUUACACGUGAUGUUGGACAAAAUACUGAUGGAAAGCUGCAAGCAUAUAAUGAGGUUUCAAAUGAGAACCAGGACAUUCUAUUGGACUUGGUGACUAAAGGUACUGAGAUCAGCAUCACAGAUUGGUUUUUCCGGAUCAAGCUCAUUGAUUGCAUCACCCACUUUAUUCACUUGUUCCCUGAUGGUGCCCAGGAUAUGAUUGGACAUUUCCUCAACAUGCUGCAUGAUACUGAUUAUCGUGUUAGGUUGUAUCUGGCUAGGAAAAUGGUUGUGCUAUUCGAAACAUGGGAAGGACAUGAUGAAUUGUUUCGUGACGUUUGCUCAAAUAUUGGUGUCAAGAUGGUGCAGUUCUCCAGUGAGAUUCCAGUUAAAUCUAGAGAAGUCUUAGCUAUUGGUCCACAAUCUGUUCCAGUUAUUGAAACUGUCCUCAUUACAUUAGCUCAUUUGUCUGUGCAUAGUGAGGAGGUUGAAUUUGAGUGUGCAUUCAUGAUUUCUGCUGUUGCUGCUAUACAGCCUUCUCAGCGAAAAUUGGAAUAUGCUUUAUUUGAUUCUAUCUCAAGAAAGCUCAGUUACGCUUCACGAAGUAAGUAUUUGGACCAACUGAUGGGUCCAAUUCUCUUCCGGUGGGUUGCCUGUGAAGUGAGCCUAGUUUCGCUUGUUAAGGUGCAAGAGAUGUUUGGUUUUGAUACGGCCAAGCCAAAGGAGUUCAUUGAACAUAUCUGCCCAUGGCUUCUUUCGUUCCUUAUUCUCAGGGGUGAUGCUGCUGGUCUUAAUUGGAUAUCCAAGACGUUGUUACAACCUUUAUCUGCUGUCAUCAAGGGAUAUUUUAUUCAGAUCUUUGGAUUGUGUAUUGCCGCCAAAAAUGGCACUGGGCCAGAGAAGGACUUGGCAGAAACUGUCUUAUAUGAAUCACUUUUACAGCUUGGCGAAAUUUCUGAGUUUGAGCGUGAUGAUCUCAUUAGAAAACAUAUGGUUUCCAUUGUGGGCGUUUUGCUCACAGUUUCAUCCACUGCUCGCCAAUCAGAAUUGCCAUACUUUUCCAGGGAGAUUUUAGCACGCACAAUCAAACAAGUUGUUGACGGAUUCAUGGAUACAGCGGAUGACGAUUCGGCUGAUACGGUGGUUAUUGACAAAGUUAAUAUAUUCCGUGCUGACAGAGUUUUUAAGUUCCUGUUGGCAAUACAUCAACAAGUUACAGAAGCAGGCCAUCCUAGGCACAUGAGUCAUCGGCUUUGUGCGAUUGAGGUUUUAAUAGAUGUACUUGGGCACAGAGUGGUACAUUAUAGCACUUGCUUCUAUAUUAUUUGUAUAGUGGGGAAUUAUAUCUGGAGGCAACCACUGCAAGGCCAGUGCUGCAACAUUUUAUCUAAAUUGUUGGUUGCUUUCAAUGCAAACUCAUCUACAGAAACUGUCGCUGUGCUUGGCACACAGCUCCAGCUUUUGGUUCCUAAAUUAAUCACCUGUUGCCUACCUAAUGAUCAAGAAGGAGGACGUCCCAAUGGGGAUUUGUCGAAAAUUCUAUCUUUGCUUCGUCAAUUAACAGUUGAUGCUGAUCCCUUGCUUUAUGAUUACAUACGAGAUUUGGAACCACUUCCUGGUCUUGAUUGCUUGAAAGAUAUAAAAGUUUUCCAUGCUUCACUUUCUGACUCAUAUGCCUCAAGAGACCAGUUUCUGAAGUUUGUUCACAGGGCUCCUCACUUGCCUGCAGAAUUAUUUUUGGUGAGUCUUCGUACACAUCACAAGAAGUUAUUAUUGGGAGAAAUCAUCUGCAGAGGCGAUGUAUCUGUCGGUAAUGCUGACACAGUUAGUUGCUGGCGCAGCGACCCAGAUGUUGUUUCGGCUGUAUGGACUCUUGUUGGCCUUUGCAGCUCAUCAUCUGUUGCAAAUGAAGCUUCUUCAGUGCUUGCUGAUUUUAUCUCUAGGGCUGGUAUAUCUGAUGCUCAUCAAGUAAUAUUCGAUGUUCCAAAUCUUAGUCAAAAGCACUCCUUACAACUUCAAAGUGGUUCUACUUCCAAGGAAGAUAAAUUGUGUUCCGACUAUGGUAUUUCUGAUGAUAUCUUGCUUGAUCUUCUGAAACUCUUGAAGACUUAUUUAUCAGACGGGUCUGUUGAAAUAAUAGAAGUUACUUCACGGACAUUGAAGGGGAUUCUGUCAACAUCGAAGGGCCUCAAUUCUCUGCAGUGUCUUGAUUCUCUUGAUAGAUCUUUACUGAUGGUUCAUUCGAGGGGAAUAAACACUCAGUUAGUUGAGCAGACACUUUUGGGGAUGGAUAAGUAUUCUACUGUUCCACUUGAAGAUUCAGACAUCUGGCAGACUGAUGGUCAGCCGUAUGAGCAAUGGUUAUGUACCCUAGUGAGCUCACUCAUUUCCCAUUGUGAUGACAUCAUCUUAAGACUUUGUAGAAGUCUUGUUUUUCUUAAAGUUGAGGCUGCUGAGCUUUUGCUGGCAAGUGCUCUGGUGAACAUUGCUGGCAAUAUGGAUUCUAAUAGCAGCAUUUGCGGAUUAAUUUCAUCAAAGGUUGAGAAAAUAAUUUUUUGCGACUCGAAUUAUAUGAUGAAAUCAGUUAAGCUAUUUCUGGAUGCACUGAAUGUUGUCAGAUCUUUUUAUGUUACCGAACGAGCCAGAGCUUCCCCCUCCCCUUACAAUACUCCAAAGGAUGGUAGUAGAUCCGCUAGAUCCAAAAGUAGGUCACCAGCGGCAACGCCGUCAUCUUCAUGGAGGAAGGUGUACUGGCUUUUGGUUGAUUAUCUUGUAGCUGCCAGAGCUGCUCAACGUUGCUCAUGUGACUUUGCGACGCUUAUGUAUGUUGAACUUUGGUGUGAGGAACAAUUCAAUAAGCUGGACCUAGGACCUCCAGAUUUUUCACAGCAAGAGUCGUUGCCACCACAUAUUGGGCUAUUGGUUGAGGCAUUUACUCACAUAAAUGAGCCGGACAGCAUUUAUGGAAUAACACUGGCCAAUGAGGUAGCUUCUCAAAUCAUUAGAUAUGAGCAUGAGGGUAACUGGAGCAGCGCUCUUGAAUAUUAUGAUUUACUAGUAAGAUCAACCCCGAAGGAGAACCUUGCCAAUUUUGCUGGGACAGUGUUGACUGGACCAUCUGUGUCUUCUAAAGCAGAAGAGAAUCUGCUGAACUGGAAAAUGCACAAAGGUCUGAUGAGGUCAUUGCAGAAAACUGGAUGUAGCCAUGUGCUUGAUAUUUACAGCCAAGGGUUAACCAACCAAAAAGCGUGCCUUCAACAGGAUUCAGAGUUUGUUGACAUACAAUACGAAGCUGCUUGGAGGGCAGGAAACUGGGAUUUCUCCUUUUUCGUUCCAUACUCUUCGCAGCUUUCAAGCCGCUCCCGCGAUUAUUGUCUUUUCAAUGAAAAUUUGCACAGUUGCCUAAGAGCUCUUCAGAAUGGUGAUGCUGAGCAGUUCCAGGGGAAACUUUCCCAUUCCAAAAUGGAUCUCGUGUUGGCUCUUUCAAAUGCUAGCAAGGAGAGCACGAAAUACAUCCACUCUACCGUUCUCAAAUUACAAAUGCUAGAUCAUCUUUCUAUGGCAUGGGAGCUGCGCUGGAAAUUUUGUCCCGACCAAGCUCCAAAAUCUAAUGUUGGAACUGAGGAAUUUUCUCUUGUGCCUGCUGUACCCAAGAGGAAUCAGCUGGAGUUGUUGAGUAAAGAGUGGAAUUUCAUCCUGUGUCAAACAGAACGUAACCUUGAUCUUUUUGAACCCUUUUUAGCAUUCAGACGUGGCCUCCUUAAGAUCUUAGGUUCUGAAGAACAUCUCAUAGAACAUUUAUUUCAAUCCGCUUCUGCACUCCGGAAGGGAUUAAGGUUUUCUUUGGCUGCGGCUUCCUUAUAUGAACUCAAAGAACUUUGCUGUCACAGAGAUCAGCAAACUGUGCCAAGCACUUAUUUCCUCUCAAAGCUUGAAGAAGCUAAACUGCUGAGAGCUCAGGGGCAGCAUGAUAUGGCUAUUGGUCUUGGUAAAUACAUACUGAAGAACCAUACUGAUGAGAGAAACAAAUCAGAUGUCUACCGAUUGGUUGGCAAGUGGUUGGCUGAAACAAGAUCGAGCAACUCAAGAACAAUCAUUGAAGACUACCUAAACCACUCUGUAGCUCUUGACAAAAAGUACAUGUCCAGGCAGUGUCGCACGCAUUUCCAUUUAGCACAUUACACAUACAACUUGUUCAAAAGCUACGAGGAAAGACUUUCAUCCAAUGAAUGGCAAGCCGCUCUGCGUUUAAGGAAAUACAAGACUAAGGAGUUGGAUACGCUGCUUAAAAGACUCAAAAAUUCAUCCAAGGCUGAGAAAAGUGAUUACGGUGCGAAAAUCCAAGAGUUGCAGAAACAACUUGCACUUGACAGAGAAGAAGCACAGAAGAUUCAGGAUGAUCGAGACGAGUUCUUGAGUCUAGCACUUGAGGGGUACCAACGUUCCCUAGUUGUUGGUGGCAAAUAUGACCUACAAGUGGUUUUCCGGUUGGUAUCACUGUGGUUUAAUCUCUUCUCAAGGAAACAAGUUGUGGACUCAAUGAUUAAAACAACAAAAGAGGUCCAAAGCUACAAGUUCAUACCAUUGGUCUACCAGAUUGCUUCUAGACUUGGGAGUUCAAAAGAUGCUCAGGGGUCAACAAACUUCCAGAAUGCAUUAGCUUCUCUGUUGAAGAAAAUGGCCAUUGAUCAUCCAUAUCAUACAAUAUGUCAGCUUUUGGCUCUAGCAAAUGGUGACCGUGUCAAAGACAAGCAAAGAAGUAGAAGUUCUUUUGUUGUAGAUAUGGACAAGAAGCUUGCUGCUGAGAAUCUAUUAAAGGAGCUAUCUUCUUUUCAUGGGGCUUUGAUUCGUCAGAUGAAGCAAAUGGUUGAGAUCUACAUUAGGUUAGCGGAACUGGAGACUAGGAAGGAGGACACUAACAAAAAAAUCUCACUACCCAGGGAGUUCCGCAGCAUUUGCCAGCUUGAACUUGCAAAGGUUCCUGUUGUGACUGCUACUAUUCCAGUUGACCCUAAUUGUCGGUAUGAAGAAGGCACCUUUCCACAUUUCAGUGGGCUGGUGGAUUCUAUUACUAUAAUGAACGGAAUUAAUGCUCCAAAAGUUAUUCAGUGUAUUGGCUCGGAUGGUAACAGAUACCGCCAACUUGCAAAAUCUGGAAAUGAUGACCUGCGACAAGAUGCUGUGAUGGAGCAAUUUUUCAGUUUGGUAAAUAUGUUCUUGCAAAAUCACAGAGAUACUUCGGAAAGGAGAUUGCGAAUACGCACAUAUAAUGUUGUUCCUUUCACCCCAAGUGCUGGUGUCGUUGAAUGGGUAAAUAGGACUGUUCCGCUUGGUGACUAUCUCUUAGACAGCAAUAGAAUUGGCGGAGCACAUGCACGAUAUGGAACUGGAGACUGGACAUUUCUGCAAUGUAGAGAGCACCUGGCGUGUGAGAAAGACAAAAGGAAGGCGUUUUUCAAAAUCUGCGACAACUUUAGGCCUGUGAUGCACCAUUUCUUCAUUGAGAGAUUCUUGCAGCCCGCAGACUGGUUCCAAAGUCGACUUGCGUACACAAGAAGUGUGGCAGCAAGCUCAAUGGUGGGAUAUAUUGUUGGGCUUGGAGAUCGCCAUUCCAUGAACAUUCUCAUUGAUGAAGACACAGCCGAGGUUGUGCACAUUGAUCUUGGUGUUGCAUUUGAGCAGGGUCUCAUGCUUAAAACACCUGAACGGGUUCCAUUCCGGCUGACAAGGGACAUCAUAGACGGCAUGGGCGUUACUGGCACUGAAGGUGUAUUCAAAAGAUGCUGUGAGAAAACUCUGUCUGUUAUGAGAGAAAAUAAAGAGGCAUUGCUCACCAUUAUUGAAGUCUUCAUCCAUGAUCCUCUUUAUAAAUGGGCCCUUUCGCCACUGAAAGCCUUACAGCGUCAGAAGGAAACUGAAUACAAUGACUCGUGCCUGGAUGAUUCUCAAGAGGCGUACGAGGGCAACAAGGACGCGGCCCGUGCGAUACUCCGCGUCAAACAGAAGCUGGACGGUUAUGAGGACGGCGAGAUGAGGAGCGUAGAGGGGCAGGUCCAGCAGCUCAUACAGGACGCGGUAGACACUGAUCGGUUAUGCCAGAUGUUCCCAGGGUGGGCACCUUGGCUGUGAAGCACCCAUGAGAAAGAACAUAGAUGGGAGAUUCCGAACCCGCGGUAGAAGCGAUGUUGUGACUGCUAGAGAAGCUUUUACUUUUGGCGCCCGGUGCCUGUUUUUGUGCGUGAAGGUGAGAAACAUGGAUGGAGAUUACGAACCCAUGGUAAAAGCGAUUUUGUCACUGCUUGAGAAGCUUUUAAUUUCGGUGCUUGCUCUUGUGCGCGAAGGUGGAAGAGGGACUUAUCACAUCAUACAUGGGCCUGUAGGUGUACAUAUAACUGUUGUAGAUAUACUUGGCUGUUGAUUGUAUAUAAAGGGGCCUCUUGUCUGGAGGAUGUACGCAUGGAAGAAAGGUAAAACUCGUGAGUAGUGUUGAUGAAAUGUAAAAGAAGUUGCUUUUCAAGGACUAUUGUAUUUUCUUUAUAACUCACUAACCACAAUGCACGCCACAAAGAUACGAAUAUCUUUUGACCAUGGUGUCUGAUGCACAACAAAUAUUGAUGUGUGGAAAGUGAAUU
Messenger RNA from Triticum aestivum (bread wheat), 9640 nucleotides. Its product is annotated as serine/threonine-protein kinase ATM. Bases 108 to 9137 code for a protein of 3009 amino acids. The record is from RefSeq and is a predicted model, not a curated record. Lineage: Eukaryota; Viridiplantae; Streptophyta; Magnoliopsida; Poales; Poaceae. Gene Ontology annotation, molecular function: protein serine/threonine kinase activity; protein binding. Gene Ontology annotation, biological process: DNA repair. The transcript is spliced from 78 exons.